CAAGUGCCACAGUGCCUGCCACAGAUUUUACACAAAGAAAGAAUAACCAGCAUGUAUACUGAAUAUGAAAUUUGUGGAAUCUAAGCACGUGUGUUUUUGUUAGAACUGUAUGAAUUACUAUUGAAAAACGUAAAUAACUUCCGUUCUGCAUGUCUAGAGAUCUAUAUACAUUUUAAAACCGAAGGUUUUCUACUUCCUAACCGUACGAAAGAGGAUGGAAUUUAAUGUAUUUCGUGAUUAUUGUAAAGCUGAAAACAGCGACGACGAGGAAACCAAUCGUGAUAUACAAUCAAGAUUGUAUUCCAAAAUUUAUUAUUCCUCAAUAGGUAGCAAGGCGGAUGUUAAACCGCAAACCAGUACCACUGAUAAUGAUAAUUUGCAUAAAGAUGUGAUUGUUGAUAAAACUUCUGGACCCUGCAAUACUCCUGUGAAAAGUAAUUUUACUAAGGAUUCCAGGAAAGUGUGUUCAUCAAUUGAUUCUGGCAGUUCUAAGUCAAAUGAAACAGAAUCCAAACCAGAUGUUACAUCGAUUGAUUUGGAGAAUACAAGUGAAACAUUACCUAUGAAAGUAGGUAACAAAAGUAAAUUAAAUACAUCUCUCGUAUCUGAUGAAAAUAUCCAGUUUUCAAAAGAUCAAAUAGUAUGUUGUAAUACUGACAAUAUUGAUAGAAACUCUAAAUCUUAUAACACUGGUAGUACAGAAAAUAUUCAUGUAAAGACAGAAAGUGAAAGCAACAAUGAAGGGAAAUCAUCAGAACAUGAGCAUGUAAAUCAUCAAAAUCCUACAAUAUGUAUUGUUAAUGGAAACCUACAAGAUCCAGAUAAUAUUUUAAACAAAUAUAAGUUUUCUAAGUCAUUUAUCAAUAAUUUAUAUCAGAAGAAAUAUCAUCACAUAGAAAAGAGAUUGCAGGAAAUUGCAGAGAACAAGGAACAAGCAAGAGUAAAAGUGAAUGAAGCAAAUGAUCAACAAGAAGACUCUGAUAAAUGCAAAAUGAAUCAACAGCAGGAAGAAUUGGAUAGGUAUAAGAAAGCUAUAAGCCAGCUGGAAGAACAUACAAAAUAUGACACGUCAAGUAAAACACAGAAAGUACAUACUGUCACUCAAGAAAUAUCACUAGUGUCGGAUUCAGACAGCGAAGAAUCGAUUUUGGAAGUUCCUAUCCCACCAAAACCACAGCCACCUGUUAUACAGUUGCAAGAUUCCGAUGAUCAAGACUCGGAUACAUCUACAGACGUGGACAUGGACAUAGAUUAUUCGUUUAUUAGGACCAAUAAAACUUAUUUGCCAAAAGUCAGAGAAAGAGAUGCUCGGAGUGACGAUACAGAGGAUAGCACUUCGACCAUCAUAGAUGGUAUAAAUGACAUGUCGAGUCUCGGUGACAUAAUGUUAAAUUGUACAGCGGUGCAGAAAGGCGCUUCGAGUAUAAAAGAAAUAAUGGAAAUGAUCCAGAAUGUUCAAUCUGAACAACCAAAGUCUUCUAACGAAGGUAGAGAGCAUAGUAACGAGUGUGAGAUUGAAAAUUCUACAGAAAGUUCGCAUUUACUUCAAACUGGUAAAGAUAACGAAACUGAAUCCCAAUUACCGUCAGAAGCUGUGACCGAUAGUAACAUCGUAUACGAAAGGGAUAAGAGUGAAUCGAUUAAUUAUGCAGAAGAUGAAAUGAUAUCGAACUUCAGCGAUGUUGAAAAUAUAGAAAAAGUGAAUAUGGAAAUAGUCGAUGCAAACAGUAGAAAAAGACAUUUUGAAGACGAGAGUGAACCUUCUACUAGUGCAAUCAAAGAGACUGAGUGUACUGAAACGAAACGUCUUAAAAUGAGUCCUGAAAUAAGGAAUGAUGAAGAUUAUUUCUUUCGACCUAUGUCAGAUGAGCUUAAAGCCUUUUAUAAUGAAUCUAAAGGGCAAGAGAAUUUCGACGUGAAAGAAAUUCAAAGUAAAAUGUCCAAGGAUCCUAGACUUUGGGCUAUUUUAGAUGAAGAUCUAAUGCCUGGUCUGUUCAAAACGACAAAGCUCGGGAAUAAAAGAUGCACCAACUGCAACCAGUUCGGUCAUAUGAAACAUAGUUGUUCGGAACCGCAGAAAAUUGUACUCUGUUACAUAUGCGGAAAGGAUGGGCACAAGGAGACUAGGUGCCCUCAGAAGAUGUGUCUUACGUGCGGCAAGAAACAAAACACAUUUCGCAAGACCUGUGAAACUUGUAGUAAAUUGUAUUGUAACACAUGCAAAGCAGUGGGGCACGUAUCGACUAAAUGUCCCGAUCUCUGGAGAAGAUUUCAUCAGACGACAACAAUAACCGAGGUAAAUGCGCCAAAAAGUUUAUCUCAAGUAAUGAAACCUGCUAAUUCACUCUAUUGUUGUAAUUGCACGAAGCGAGGACACGAAUCAUCUACGUGCAAAGAGUAUCGAUGGUCGCAGCAUUUCCCGACACCGGCAUUUGUCUCGAAUUAUAACGAGCUAAAUGAAACUUCCACUAAGAAAGAAAGUGACCCAGACGUAAUUCCAUUAAAGAAACAGAAAACGUGCUUGAUAUUUACUGAUGAGGAUCUCGAAGGCUGUCGUAUCGUUUACGCAUACGGGACAUUUCGCACGACUAAGUCUAACGGCGAAGAAAGAAUACGAAAACUGUGCAACGCGAAGCUUAUACCUUCCGACGUAGAGAGUUUCAUGCAAGGGAAGGUUUCUCCAACUUUUUUGGAUCAAUUUCGUCAGCUAGUUGAAUUUGAAGUUAGAGUGUACUAUGACUUGAACAAGGAACCGACAAUUAGAAUUCGAUCUCUGGUUGGCCACACUCGUCUCCUACUUGAAGUCUUUCUCUUUUGGCUGCAACUCGACGAUAAAGAUAAAACCUUGAGCUUUCUUAUGCAUAUUCCUCGUAAUUUCAACAUUCUAAUUCCAUUCUUAGACACAAAAUUAAAGGAGUUGACCACGAAUUUAAAGAAUCCGAAUUGUAUCUGGCAUCAAAUAAAGAAGACAGAAAAAUCAUUGAGUGAAGCUGCCGAUAACAUAAUGAUAGUUAGAGCUUUGUCAGCGAAGUUGAUCGGUGCUCGACUCGAGUUGUUGAAAGUGUUUCUUACGAAACCUAAGUUUGCUAAGCCAGUAACUAAAUUAAAACAAAUAAUUAAAAGACAUAGUAAAGGCAAGGGAUGUAGGUCAAACGGUAAAAUGACAACACCAUCUUAUUUAGCUGCUAUUAUUAAUUAUAAUAAAAUAUUUUUACCUCGUGCAUUAAAAGAGGGUGAAGUAAAAUGUUUCCUUACAAAUUACAAUAAAUCGGAAAGAAAAAAACAACAGAACGAUUGUAAGGAACCGAAUACAGAAUCCAAGUGUAAAGAGGCGAAUACGGGAUGUAAGAAAUCGCAGAAGAAAAAGAAAUGUAAUAAAAAUGCUUAUGAACAGUUCAUAGACCAAAUACGACAGUCAAAUAUGGCCAGACAAGCAGCAAACAGAAACAAAAAUAAAGCACCGAAUAGAGUUCAACCGCAAAGGAAAUGUCGUAUUGUAACUGCUCCUGUGGAGAGAACACUUAACAACAUUCAGUCAGAUAACGAAGCUGCUAUACGUAAUAUGGAAAGCAAUAUCAUUGAAAUCACGGACGUUGAUCAUACAGACAGUAUGCAAUCAUCACAUGACCAAAAUAUUGCCAACGAUAACGUGACAAACACUGUUAGUACAAAUGUUACUUCCUCAGAAGAUAACACCACGAAACAAUCGGAAGUUAUCGGAGCGGUUGAGACAGGCAGUCUACAAGAACAGAGUGGCGUAAUUGAUUCCACUCCGACUUCUGCUAAGAAGAAAAAGUCGAAGAAAGGAAAGAAAGGGAAUAGCUUAGGAAUUACAGAGAACCCGAUAGCAACUAUAGAGUUAUCUUUGCAAAGUAAAGCUAAUCAGCUUACAGCUGAAGCUCUGAAGUUCGAGUUACCGUACAUGAAUAAAGCAGUUGAUGAGAUCAGGAAAAGAAUCAAUGAUAAAAGUCUUAAACAAGAGCAUAUUGAUACGUUACAAAGAUUAGUGAAUAUGGAAAAUGAUCAUAGAAAAUAUGUAAGUGCGUUUUGUAAUUAUUUGCAAUAAAUUUUACUUACUACAAUGCCGUUUUAA
Messenger RNA from Ceratina calcarata, 4093 nucleotides. RefSeq names its product Zinc finger CCHC-type containing 7. The coding region runs from base 215 to 4066 and encodes 1283 amino acids. Gene Ontology annotation, cellular component: TRAMP complex. Gene Ontology annotation, biological process: nuclear polyadenylation-dependent CUT catabolic process; nuclear mRNA surveillance of mRNA 3'-end processing; TRAMP-dependent tRNA surveillance pathway. NCBI's taxonomy places the organism in Eukaryota, Metazoa, Arthropoda, Insecta, Hymenoptera, Apidae. The record is from RefSeq and is a predicted model, not a curated record. The transcript is spliced from 5 exons. Gene Ontology annotation, molecular function: RNA binding; zinc ion binding.